AUGUCUUCUCCAAAUAAGGUCAGAAGCAAGCUCCAUCCCUUUGCCAAGAAGAACCUAGAUGAAAACGUCCUCCAUUUGUUCGAGAAUACUCUGGUUUUAGGUCCACAUUGUGAAGUGAGAAAUAGUCCAGUGAAAUGGGAAGACUGGAUUGAUAGGCUCCUUCCAAAAUAUGGAACUCAUUGGAAGCGGGCUGGUAUCUAUGAUGCCAUACUUUUGUCCAAGCAAUCUGUCAAUAGAGAUGAGAACCUUCUUGCUGCUGCCUUGUGUUUUUGGAAUUCUGCCAGCAAUACCUUUGAUUUUCGCGUAGGCCCCAUGGCUCUAACUCUGCUGGACAUGGCUCAGAUUUUUGGGUUCAGGCCCCAUGGAAGACCUAUUGAUGCUGUUGGUGAUUAUCAUAGGAGGAAGAACCAACAGAAACUAGCCAAGCCAUUCACCAUCUCUCCAGCCCUUAUUAACCAAAACUGCUCAUUCUCCAAUUACCUGAGGAAAUUCAAUGCUGAGAAGGACAAGGACCAGCAGCACAUGUUAUUCCUUCUGUAUUGGUUGAACAAGUUCAUUCUCCCCAACUGCUCCUCAGCAGUUCUGCUUGAGUACAGACACCUGGCAGAAGCCCUGUACAACCAUACAAUCUGGUUGCAAGUCUUCCCAGAAUUGAGGUUCCCAGACAUAGUUCUGCCUGAAGAUCAAGUUCUGGCUCAGCCUCUGAUGUUGGCAGAAGUGCCCAAGCGCUCCCUUGAAGAGUAUCUGAUGUUCUUCCGGCACUGCACUAAAAGAUCAGCAGCUCAGUGGCAGUUGGUGAUCAGAAGGACCUAUCCUUGGUUCCAGCCUGGAUACCGUUUGUUCGAGAAAGAGCCGGAAGAAAAAGAAGCCAUAAUUGAUUUUAGGAAGAAGUCCCAUGGAGGUGGGAAGCCUCCCAAUUAUCAUCUGGGGGCAGAAGUGUAUCACCCCAACUUUUGUGCAAGGCAGCUUGGCUGCCCACAGCUCAUUCCACUCAAAUCCUAUAGGAGCUGCAAUCGGGCUUCUUCCUGGAGGGAUUUAGAUGAUUUGGAGGUGCACAAGGAUGCCAGGUGCGCGGUGAACAAGAUCAACAAUAGUGCAGAUGCCCUCUAUCCGUCCUGGGAGUCCAAUUCCUGCAGUUCUGCCGAUUUCGACGCUUGGUGGAAGGCUCGAUUUCGAAAUCUGCCUGCUUCCAGCACUGCACUGACCAUAAAGGACAUCAAUGCCCAAGUUCUGGGAGAUCCCUCUGUGACACAGAACGUUGGUGGACAAUUUGCCCAGGCUGGAGAAGUAUUUGGUGAAUUUUCUACCCUUCUGUUGCCUCUACCUUUUCCUGCUGGAUUGGCUUCUGACAUUGUCAUUUCCUGUGUAGUUACUUUUGUCAUUUCCGUUGGGGACCUGGAGCUUCCUUCUGGAGAGGAGGAGGAUGAAAUCCUGGCAGAACAACUAGUUGUUGAGGCUACUCCUUCUGCCAGAAAGAAAAGGAAAGAAACUGCUCCUCCCCAGGACAACAUUCUGAAAGUCCUCCUCCCCUUUCUAGAUGAUGAGUUGAGAGAGGCCUUUGAGGUAGUGGAGCAGGAGAAGGAGUUAGAAGCAUUAGAAGAGGUCGGAGAGGGACCUCAAGAAAAACCAAAGAUAGUAGAAGAAGAAGAGGAGAUUCCUGCUGAAGUGAUUGCAGAGAGCAUCGCUUUGGCAUAG
Prunus armeniaca (apricot) is the source of this 1695-nucleotide messenger RNA. Lineage: Eukaryota; Viridiplantae; Streptophyta; Magnoliopsida; Rosales; Rosaceae. The record is from the annotation of a GenBank genome assembly.